Cuscuta campestris is the source of this 5365-nucleotide messenger RNA. NCBI's taxonomy places the organism in Eukaryota, Viridiplantae, Streptophyta, Magnoliopsida, Solanales, Convolvulaceae. The record is from the annotation of a GenBank genome assembly.
ACAGAUCCAUCAGCAUUCCGUUUAAUGCGAUACACCCAUUUGCAACCAAUCGGAGUGCGGUUCUUGGGUGGUGGAACCAAGUCCCAUGUACGUUGCUCAUUCAAAGCAAUAAACUCCUCAUCCAUAGCCUGACACCAAAAACUAUUACCAGAGGCUUGGCGGUAAGUGCUAGGCUCAGUGGUAGGUGGGGUAGUAUCAAGGGUGGUAAUGGUAUAGGCUUUAGGUUUGAAAAUUCCAGAUUUGGCUCGGGUUUGCAUGGUGUGCGUGUUUUGGGGCGGGGGUCGAUUAACCGAUUGUGUGUUUUGGAGAGGAGUAGGUGACGGUCGAGGGUGGGUUGGGGUACGGUUCUGGGGUUGGACCGUCUGUGGCGUGUCCAUAGGGAGGGUGUCGGGCUGUCGUCCGUGACUGGUGGGACGGGUCUGGGGUUGGACCGUCAGUGGGACAGGAGCAAGAAGGAACAGAGGUGGGACCCCAAACAUCAGAAUGUAUUAUUAAUUGAAAGGGCGUUGUGGCCUUAUGUUCAGACAAUUCAAAAGGUAAACGACAGGACUUAGAGACAUAACAUGAUUCACAAUGUAAAGGCUCUGAAAACUGAAAACCUAAGGAAGACAAAAUAGAUUUGGCAAUCGCAGGACCUGGAUGACCGAGUCUACGAUGCCAAGUGGACUCUUGGAUAGCUUAAUACACAACGGUUGGGAGUUUGGAAGGAAGUGUGUAUAACCCAUGCUCACAGAGGCCCUUGUACCGCACCUGGUUGGUAGGAUUGUCCACUAUCUGGAAAUCGUUGGCAUUGAAAACAAGAGUGCAGUUGUUAUCUUUGGUAAAUCGAUGGACAGACAAUAGAUUGGAGAUGUAGUACUUACCAAUAAUACAUAAUUACAUUUUGAACUUUAUUUUAUGGUAUCAAAUAACAAAUGAUACGAAAAAAACAAACAUUACAAGGGAGUAUAUAAAAGUACAGAUGAACACGGUGAUUGAAUACAUAAACUUGUAAGUGAAGAAGAUACUCCUAUGGGCCUGCUAGGGGCCUUUUGGGACUCCUAGCAGACCAUAAUAAUGGUCAGAAGCAUCAUUGCAAGAUCACAGCAGGGUAGUCUUUUUUGAAAUAUCCUUUACCGUAGUGGUCAGAAAUAUUAAAUAUAACUCUGAACCGUUAAAAAUAAUCUAUAUAGAAGAAAGAUUAGCGAGUUUGGAGGUGUGCGUAACCCGAAGAGUAUGAAGAUAAACACAUUAGGGAUUUAAACACCACCUGGUCAAUUUCAGGAGAAGCCAGCCAGGUGCAGUGUGGAUAUGCAAAUGCACAUGCCAAAUAAACAAGACCGAAACUCCUUUACAUGUUCGGAAAUUACAAAGCACCAACAAAGAGAAAUCAGAACAUUAAAUCAAGAUUCAAUUUCGAUCCAAUUCAAAAAAACAAAAAAGUGGAACAAAAAUCAAAUGAAAACAAUAUAGAAUUAUAAACCAAAAGAGGAAUUUGAAUGAAAUCCAGAUGUGCUCAUAUUCUAUGGGUGUAAAUGGGUCUUUCAUGCCGUGGCAACGGCUUUCAGAACGAGGAAUUUUUUUAUAAUCAUCGCACCACUGAAAACAGCCAUUUCCAGAAUAUACUCAAUUCAAAAACAGCCAAUUGGGAAUGGGAAUGGGAACGGGAUGGUUGGAAAAAAAAUUGGUAAAGAGAGAAUUUAAUGAGAAAUUUGCAAUUCGGAAUACCUGUGUAAAAGGCUCUAAUAGGAAGGAACCCUAAUGAAGUGAUUCGGAAACGAACCCUCUCGCCAUCUCCAACAAUCUCAUCGUUGUCACCCUCCUUCCUGCAAGGAAAAGCCCCAAGCCAAGAGGCCUUCAACUCGAUUCGCAUCCACAUUAGUUCUUCCAAAUAACAAUCCAAACGCUCUCACUCCGCCCGCCGGCUGUGUCGUUCUCUCCUCUCAAAACUCCUCACCUUUCUCUUCUAAGACUACUGCUUAUCCCCUUCCUAUCCCCUCAGUGUCCAAGGUUUUGACAUCGUGACCAGGUCCUACAAGUGUCCGAGUGCCCCUGUUUCCGCGACGCUAAUUCUCACCAGCAGCCUCUUUGACCGCAUCUAGGAGAAUCCAUGACACCCCAUGGAUAUGGUUCCUUUCCUGCGCAAUUUCAACCUGGAGCACAUGCACAACAAGGACAAACUUUUACUAUCGGUCCUGGACAAAGCCAAACAAUGCAAUUUUCUCAACCAAUGCAGCAAUUUCCUCCACGACCCGGUCAGAAUAGUCACAUGUUUACAUCACAACCAAUUCAAAUGCCAAGUAUGCAUAUUCCACCUGCCUCUUUGCAGCCUCAACAAAUGAUUCUUUCUGCUAAUAAUCACAUGCCUGGUUUUGCACCAUCUCCUUUUGGCCAGGCAUCCCAAAUGAACACACCUCUUUUCGCAGCCGGAGGACAGCAGUCACAACACUGGCUUCCACCAGGGAAUCACAGUGCACCUAGUCAGCAUACCCUUCAGCCACCCCCAGCUCUUACUCCUGCAGUUGCAGGUGCAAGUACUCACAGUAGUACCGAGCAGUCAACAUCUGAUUGGCAAGAGUACGAAGUCUCAGGAAGAAGAUACUACUACAACAAGAUUACAAAACAGUCUAGCUGGGAGAAGCCCUUGGAAUUAAUGACGCCCUUAGAGAGAGAAGAGGCAUUAACUGGUUGGAAAGAGUUUACAACCGAGAAUGGAAGAAAGUAUUACUAUCACAAAGAAAAGAAGGAGUCUAAGUGGGAAAUACCCGAGGAGUUAAAGUUGGCUCGUGAACAAGCUGAAAAAGCUGCUGCUCAAGAACAAAUAUCAGAUGCAGGCUUGACACCCAAGGGUGCAACUGGAACCUCAAGUGAAAAUCAGUUCACUGCUGUAACCCCGGUUAGCUCUAGCCCUUCAACUUUUUCUGGAGUAGCUUCAAGCCCGGCACCAGUUACACUGGUUGCCACUGUUGUUAAUGCUUCGUCUGCGGGGGUUUCUGGAUCACCAGCUACUCCUGCUUUGAACCUUGCUACAACAAGCUCAGCCAAUGUAUCUUCGCCUGCUGCAGCACCAGGAAGUAACACAGAUCCCGCAAAUUUGGCUAGCUCCAACCAGGCACCUCUGAAUGUCGCUGAGAAUUUAUCUCCCCAAGUUGUUGCUUCCUCAGGUGUAUCUUCUGUACAGGACAAUGGGCAUAUGAAUAAAAGUAAUGCUGCUACAAAUCUUUUUGCUACACAUUCAGAGGGUAAAGCAUCUGAAGAGGAACCUUUGGUGUAUGCCACCAAGCAGGAUGCCAAAAAUGCUUUUAAAGCUCUAUUAGAAUCUGCUAGCGUGGGAUCUGACUGGACUUGGGAUCAGACAGUGCGAGCAAUAGCCAAUGAUAAGCGGUACGGAGCACUGAAAACUCAUGGUGAGAGAAAGCAGGCAUUCAAUGAGUACCUGAUGCAAAGGAGGAAGCUUGAAGCUGAGGAGAAGCGCCUGAGACAGAGGAAAGCGAAGGAGGAAUUCACGAAGAUGUUGGAAGAGUCCAAGGAACUCACAUCAUCAACAAGAUGGAGCAAAGCAGUCACAAUGUUUGAGGAUGAUGAGCGGUUCAAGGCUGUUGAAAGAGAGGCUGACCGUGAAGAACUCUUCAAAAUGUAUUUGGUGGAUCUUUUGAAAAAGGAAAAGGCAAAAGCUCAAGAGGAUUACCGGAAAAACAGAUUGGAGUAUAGACAAUUCCUUGAAACAUGUGGGUUUAUCAAGGUUGAUACACAGUGGCGGAAAGUUCAGGAUCUCUUGGAAGAUGAUGAACGAUGCUCACGCCUUGAAAAAUAUGACCGCUUGGAGGGUUUCCAGGAUUAUAUUCGUGACUUGGAGCGUGAGGAAGAAGAGCAGCGUAAAACACAAAAGGAACACUUGAGGCGUGCUGAGCGCAAGAACCGUGAUGCUUUCCGUAAUAUGAUGGAAGACCAUAUUGCUGCUGGGACACUCACUGCUAAAACACAAUGGCGUGAUUACUGUCAGACGGUGAAGGAGUCUGUGCCUUAUCAGGCUGUUGCAUCAAACACUUCAGGGUCUACACCAAGGGAUUUGUUUGAAGAUGCUCUUGAAGAGUUGGAAAUUCAGUAUUAUGAAGACAGAACACGUGUUAAAAAUGUCUUGAAGUCUGAAAAGAUAAACUUUUCAUCAACAUGGUCAUUUGAGCACUUUAAAGAUUCUAUACCGGAAAGCGUUGGCACUCCACACAUUUCUGAAGUUAAUUUGCAGCUCAUAUUUGAGGACCUCAUGGAUAGAGCAAAGGAAAAAGAGGAGAAAGAAGCUAAAAAGCGUCAACGCCUUUCAAGCGAUUUUAUGGAGAUGCUGAGCAAUAUUGAUGAAAUAACUGUUUCUUCAAGUUGGGAUGAGUGCAAAGAGCUUUUCGAAGAUAGCUUAGAAUACAAAGCUAUUGGCGAAGAAACAACCUUAAGGGAACUCUUUGAGGAGCAUGUUGCAUGGUUGCAGGAGAAGGCCUUAGAAAAAGAGCGUAGACGGGAUGAGGAGAAGGCUAAAAAAGAUAAAGAAAAGGAUGAAAAAGAAAAGAGGAAAGAGGAGAGAAAAGAAAAGGACAAGGAAGAGCGUGAAAGAGAAAAGGAGAAGGGAAAAGAGCGAUCAAGAAGGAAUGACGAGAGUACUGAUUUCAUUGAGUAUGAUCACAAAGAAGAUAAAAAGAGGGAUAGGGGAAAAGACAGAAAACACCGGAAAAGGCAUCAUAGCCCUACAGAUGAUGUGACUUCUGAUAAGGAUGAGAAAGAGGAAACUAAGAAGCCCCGUCGACAUGGUGGUGACAGGAAAAAGUCGAGGAGGCAUUCACCAGAGUCAGAUAGCGAAAGUCGGCACAAGAGACACAGAAAAGAACGUGACUCCUCUCGACGUAACAGUGGUGGACAUGAAGAGCUCGAAGAUGGUGAACUUGGCGAGGAUGGUGAAAUCUACUGAGUGCGCCUUUCUUCCUUUUUUGUGCACUUAUUCUGAUCUCGUCAUUACACCUCCCCUCUUCAUGCUCCCUUUAGUAGACAUAUGUGCAGUUUGCCCAUCUUAUUAGACAGGCCUCUUACGGAUGCCCUACUUUUCUUUCACUGCAUGAUCCUCUGUUUUCCCAGGUCGUAUCUAACAACCAUACAUUGGCAUUUGUUAGACUCCUUAAAUAUUUUGCUCUUACUAGGAAUUGUCAUUAUUAUCCGAAUUAUAGAAAAGCAUGUAUCAUGUCAUUUUUCUUUCCAAAUUAUGUACGAGUAAGAAAAAACAUAAAGCUGCUUUUGUGCUCUUUGCUUUUAUAGAAUUGCAACUCAGUAUUGUUGAGUUUUCAGUCACAAUCUUGUUGCCCCAUAAUACUUGUGUUAAUAAUUGUAAUAAUCUUUUUUAAGGUUA